Messenger RNA from Astyanax mexicanus (Mexican tetra), 3243 nucleotides. It is a transcript of the gene tpcn3, whose product is annotated as two pore segment channel 3. The transcript has 20 exons. Gene Ontology annotation, cellular component: membrane. The record is from RefSeq and is a predicted model, not a curated record. The coding region runs from base 264 to 2810 and encodes 848 amino acids. Gene Ontology annotation, biological process: monoatomic ion transport; transmembrane transport. Gene Ontology annotation, molecular function: monoatomic ion channel activity. NCBI's taxonomy places the organism in Eukaryota, Metazoa, Chordata, Actinopteri, Characiformes, Acestrorhamphidae.
CGGAAUGCGGGUGGGAAUGGCGAGUUUUCCGCUGCUCAGUCACAUGACACUGAUUCAGCUGAGCGAGAAACUGUGGUAGAGAGACAUGCCACAACACUGAGAGAGAGACCGGGAGAGAGAGAGACAUGCAACAGCACUGAGACAAACAAAACUUCUGCUCACAGUUUAGAAAACUUUUCCUGCAGUGUGUGUGAGUGUGUGUGUGUGUGUGUGUGUGUGUGUGCGCGCGCACCGAGGAGGAUUUCCUGCACGACAGGAGCAGAAUGGAGCGCAGGGAGGCGGAGGAGAGCGGAGCAGGGGGAAACAUGUCUAAGGUAGAGGAGAAAAAGUGGAGCAGAAGAGCAGAUGAUGGAGGAGAAAACAAGGAGAACCUCAGCAAAGAGAAGUUUGAUCUGGCUGGGGUGUACGUGUCUGAUGCGCAGUACAACCGGAACAUCCCCUUUGACCCCUCGCCUCAGGCUGUCAGGCUGUACUUGCUGUAUAAUCAUGGUCUCCUGCAUGUGUUGGUGUACGUCUUCAUUAUGGUGGAUCUCGCUCUGGCACUGUUUGAAGAACCAGCUGUGGUGAGCCUGCCGCUGUGGGCUACCUCAGCGAUGGAGCUGGUGUGUCUCUUGGCCAUCACUCUUCGGGUUAUACAUUAUUCUAAAGUCAUCCCCCGCAGAAUAUUCUUCAGAGAUCCUAAAAACCUCUGCAUCAUCGUCAUAAUCACGCUGUUUUUGAUUGACAUGAUCAUAUAUGGAGCUCUGUAUGCAAGUGGACACUCCUCAGUGCGCUGGUCCCGUGUGUUGCGCCCUUUACUGCUGGUCAACGUCACGGAGGGACAACAGCUCCGCAGGGCAUUUAGAAGUAUCAGGAAUGCUCUGCCACAGAUCCUGGUGGUUUUCUGCCUCUUUAUCUUUAGUCUGCUGAUUUUCUCCCUCAUGGCUCUGAAGUUGCUGGGCAAACGGAACCUGAAAACCAUUGAUGGAACAUCUUACUUCACAAACUACCUGGAGAGUGUAUUUGAACUAUAUGUUUUAUUGACCACGGCUAACAGCCCUGAUGUCAUGAUGCCAGCCUACAACUACAGCUCCUACUUUGCCAUUUUCUUCAUCCUGUACAUCGUCAUCAACACCUACACCUUCAUGUCUGUCUUCUUGGCUGUGGUCUACAACAACUACAAAAAACACUUAAAGGAGGAAGUGCGACAGCUGGUGAAAACUAAAAGGCAGAAGCUACGUCGAGCAUUUUGUCUUCUAAAGGAGAAUGUAGGAACUGUAGGAAAUGAAGGAACUGGAGGGACCGGAGAGAUCGGGACGAAUCCAGUGGUCAGUCAGAGCAGAUGGACAGAGCUGGUGAAGCAAGUUCAACCCAACAUCAGCACCGCCCACAGGGAGCUCCUCUGGAGCGUUCUAGAUCACAAUAACAAAGGCCAUAUAGGGAAGCAGGCAUUUUUGCAAAUUGCUGAUUUGCUGAAUAUCCAGGUCAUAACCCUGAAGUCCCGCCCACACCCAUUUCAGUUGUGGAUGCCAGCUCUGUACAAUUCCACUGUCAGCAGAAUCAUCCACCGCAUUGUUAAGCACAGGGUGUUUGUGUUUGUGUAUGAUGCUGUAAUCCUGGUGAAUGCAGUCUUCAUUGGCCUGGAUGAGGAGGACCCCCUGGUGUCUAAUGCUGAGUGGGCAUUCCUCACGCUCUACCUGCUGGAGAUCCUCCUUAAGCUCUACACCUUUGAGCCACGAGCGUUUUUUGCCAGGCAUCAAUUUUGGAACUGGUUUGAUACGAUCAUCAUCCUCUCUGCUCUUCUGGCUACAAUAAUAAAUGCAGCGCUGAAGUCUUACAGCUUCCUCUUGGGUCCACAGUUAAUCCUGUUGGAUGUGGUUCGGCUUUCUUGGCGGUAUGCUGACAUUACCCUGGAUACCGUGGCUCUUGAUACAUCACAAAAACUUGCUGUCUUGGUCACAGAUGCACCAGCAAGACAUGCACCAACAAUUUGUCCACUUUUGAACUCUGCGGGAGGCUACACCAGCCGUCAAAUCCUGGACAUUGUUUUUAUCUUGAGGGUGCUACGGCUCAUCCGGGUGGUGGACACAAUUCCCAGUUUCCGUGCCAUCAUCGAUACUCUAACAAGGAUAGGCCCACCCAUGCUCACCUUUGGUCAGCUGAUCCUGGUGGUGUAUUACAUCUUUGCGAUGGUGGGGAUGGAGCUUUUUAAAGGAAAGAUUCAGGUUUUUGCAGCAAACUCCACAGACCCUGCACGGGAAUACUGUGGUAAUCCCCUGCUGAAGGACUCUGCUUUUGCUCGGAACAACUACUGCAAAAACAACUUCAAUGACGUGGUGUCCUCGUUCAUUCUGCUGCUGGAGCUCACCGUGGUCAACCAGUGGCAUGUGCUGACUGGUGGAUUUACCGCAGUCACUCAUAAUGCAGCCAGAAUAUUCUUCGUUCUCUUCCAUAUUGUGGUGGUGAUCAUCAUCAUUAACAUUUUCGUGGCUUUCAUCCUGGAGGCAUUUUUCAUUGAGUACAUGGUGGAAAAAACGGACCUGCAUACAUCACUAGAGAAGAAAAUUGAGGAGCUGAACCUGUGUGUGGAGCAGGAGCAGAUGAAUGGAAACCUGGUGGAGGCGAUGGAGACUCAGGAAAAUGAUAUGGGUUCCUCUGAGGGAGCGAAGACCAGACCCACACUGAUGUUCAAAAUUAGUUCCAAAAGGUAUCGCACGAUGGAUGCUCUGCUGCAGAGAAUGUUUGAAACUGAGACAGACCUCAGUGCAGACGACAUGAACGAAGACGCAGAAGACAUGAACUUUUCCAACCCAUCCUUCAACCCUGCAUAAACACACACAUACACACACUAUACAUAUAUGUAUAUGUGUAAAUGCAUACUGCAGUAUUGUUAUAUAUAUAUUUUUGUAUAACUAAAGAUCAGGGAUGUGUUUAUAGACCAGCAGGGACUGUGGAGGUUUAACCUGUGGGAUCGAAACCACAGGAAGUAUGAUGUAGAACGCUGCAAGAUCUGCACAACAUCAUGUUCUAGAUAAAGUAUACUAUGCUCAGAACCCUGUGGAACAUUAUAUUAUCUAAUAUUACUUUUGAAGCACCGAAAGCCUUAAAACUGAGGAGAACCUGACUGCCACUUUAGCCUGCUGCUAGACAGGUUUUUUUAUCUGAGACCAAAGAAUCCUCCAGCACGUUAUGAUUUGGGAAUGGGAGCAGAAGGGAAUUUGUGUACAAAGUGUUUAAAGCUGUAAUAAAGAGACUGAAACUGAA